Messenger RNA from Camelina sativa (false flax), 724 nucleotides. Its product is annotated as outer envelope pore protein 21B, chloroplastic. Gene Ontology annotation, molecular function: voltage-gated monoatomic anion channel activity. Gene Ontology annotation, biological process: regulation of monoatomic anion transport. The record is from RefSeq and is a predicted model, not a curated record. Lineage: Eukaryota; Viridiplantae; Streptophyta; Magnoliopsida; Brassicales; Brassicaceae.
AGUACUGUGUGAAAACUAGGUGAGGUUUUGGUUUUGGUUUUUGGCUCUGCGUUUGUGUUUCCAGGCGAUUUUCUCGAGAAAAGAAAGAUUUGUUGGGGAGGGGAAGGGAAAAUGGAGACAUCACUGAGGUAUACCUGCAAUUCAAGGUCUAUGAAAAUUCAUGCCAAAGAGAAGGUCCCUGUGAACUCGAGAACCCAUUUACAGUUUCAUGGAGAGCUAGAUACUGUAACUGGGGCCCCGAGUUACUUCUGUGGGAUGAUGAGAUACUUUUUCCCUGAGGUUUCAACAGGCCUUGCGGUAGGACUGCAUUAUGAUAAGCGCCAAAAGCUUCGGUGUCUUCUACGCGGGAAAAAAGAGUUUCCUGUGAGAACUGAUAAGCAUGUAACCUUUAAUAUUAAAGGGCGGUGUGAUCUUGAUCAAGACUUGAAUCAGAAGAACCCUAAAGGAGCUGCAGAAUUUGCCUGGAACAUUAUGAAUUUUAAGGAAGAUCAAGAUGUACGGAUCAAAGUUGGCUACGAAAUGUUUGAGAAGGUUCCUUAUAUGCAGAUUAGAGAAAACAACUGGACUUUCAACGCAAACAUGAAGGGAAAAUGGAACUUGCGGUAUGACCUGUAACUGCGUUUAGUUUUUCAUCAUCAUCAUUUGAGAAAUGUAUUUGAUACCACUACCAAUGAACACAUUUUAGUUCUAUCAAUUAAUUCAAAGUCAGAAAUCUUCCAGAUCA